Messenger RNA from Cylicostephanus goldi, 525 nucleotides. The record is from the annotation of a GenBank genome assembly. NCBI's taxonomy places the organism in Eukaryota, Metazoa, Nematoda, Chromadorea, Rhabditida, Strongylidae.
GUCAUCUACCUUACUAAAGGUGGUAUGCAAAUAGGCCACUCCAUGAUCAUCUACUGGUACACUGAAGAAGGGGCUCUCCCGACUCAAGUUCCUCAUGGAAAUAGCAUUACCUCGGAGGCGUUGUACACCCGGAUGGAGGAGAUUGACUACAUUCCUGAUUGGAUACAUGCAGACAUUGUAAACGCUAAGAAGCAGGGAGAAUUGGCUUCGCAGUCGGGCGAGAGUAGCUUGGUGGAUGGUGGAGCGAUAGAUGUGUCGCACACCGAGGAAGUGGCACAAGGGGUAUCGCCUAGAAAAAGCAUGCGGCAGUUCCCUCCAGUACCAGGAGGUCACCAACUACGUGAGGAUGCCGUAUGGAAGUGUGCAAAAGAAGCGUUUGAUGCGAGUGACAACGACGCAGUUUUUGAUGCCAUUUGGAGAAUGCUUUUGGAUAAAAAUGAGGCUCGGUUGCUGCAAAAUAUUAAAUCGGUAAGUAUUUUUGAACAUCGCUGUGAGUUUGAGAAUGACGAUAACUCGGAAAUCUAA